This is a messenger RNA of Struthio camelus australis, 869 nucleotides long. Lineage: Eukaryota; Metazoa; Chordata; Aves; Struthioniformes; Struthionidae. The record is from RefSeq and is a predicted model, not a curated record.
CGAGGGGAUCCUUAUGCACAACCACAUGAAAUGAACAAAGCUCCACAGCCCACAGGAGGAGCCCCGACAGCCCCGCACCCUGCCCCUUCUCCUGGACUUCCACAGUCGACAUUUCCACCUGGUCAGACGGCACCUGUGGUUUUUAACCCGGCACCGACCUCACAAAUGAAUACGCCUUCUCAGCCGCGACAGUUUCCAGCAGGGCCUCGUGCUAUUCACCAGCAGGGAGGAUUCAGGUCUCUUCAGCACUUCUACCAGAAUAGGGCCCAACCUCCCACGAGCGCGUCCCGCGUGCAGAGUAACACGACGGCCCGGCCCGGCCCGCCUGCCCAUGUGUAUCCAGCUGCUUCCCAGGUGAUGAUGAUACCCUCCCAGAUAUCCUACACACCUUCCCAAGGAGCGUAUUACAUUCCCGGACAGGGUCGCUCCACGUACGUUGUCCCAACCCAGCAGUACCCAGUGCAGCCUGGUGCCCCUGGUUUUUACCCUGGAGCUAGCCCUACAGAGUUUGGGACUUACGGUACAUACUGGGGGAACUUCUUUGCUCGCCGUUGGUUUUCCGUCCGCAGCGUUUUGCCCCUUUUGCUCCCCUGAUUUUGGGCUUCCUGCAGUCCUUGCGGAUUCAGGGGCUGAGCACAGACAUCUCUCUUCACUGGGCUGGGGGGGGGUGCGUUUUCAUGACUUAUGACACCAUUAUAGGCUGUUUUGGGGGACAGGAGGUGUUCUGCAUCUCAUUGCAGCACUGAAGUGCGCUGUGUAGUGAAUCAUGUCCCACCUGUCCAUCUACCCCCUUUCCCAAAUCUGUGCUGUUUAAUGUUUAACUGUCCUGGCAGAGAGGCAGGGCAGACUUUAUCCCCUGCUCCCCCUCC